This is a messenger RNA of Toxotes jaculatrix (banded archerfish), 1044 nucleotides long. It is a transcript of the gene dok6, whose product is annotated as docking protein 6. The transcript has 8 exons. Lineage: Eukaryota; Metazoa; Chordata; Actinopteri; Toxotidae. The coding region runs from base 19 to 1044 and encodes 341 amino acids. Gene Ontology annotation, cellular component: cytoplasm. The record is from RefSeq and is a predicted model, not a curated record. Gene Ontology annotation, biological process: positive regulation of MAPK cascade; cell surface receptor protein tyrosine kinase signaling pathway.
UACCCGCUUCCCCUCACCAUGGCUUCCAACUUCAACGACAUAGUCAAACAGGGAUACGUGAGGAUACGGAGUAAGAAACUGGGGAUCUUCCGGAGGUGUUGGCUGGUGUUCAAGAAAGCCUCCAGUAAAGGACCCCGCCGGUUAGAGAAGUACCCAGACGAGAAGGCAGCCUAUUUCAGGAGCUUUCACAAGAUCACCGAGCUCCAUAACAUCAAGAACAUUACCCGCAUGCCGCGGGAGACAAAAAAGCACGCUGUGGCGAUUAUCUUCUGUGAUGACACGUCCAAGACAUUUGCCUGUGAAUCAGAGCUGGAUGCGGAGGAAUGGUGUAAGCUGCUGUGCGUGGAGUGCCUAGGCAGCCGUCUCAACGACAUCAGCCUGGGAGAGCCAGACCUGUUAGCAGCAGGGGUGCAGCGGGAGCAGAACGAACGUUUCAAUGUGUACCUAAUGCCCACCCCUAACCUGGACAUCUACGGGGAGUGCACCAUGCAGAUCACCCAUGAAAACAUCUACCUGUGGGACAUUCACAACGCUCGCCUCAAACUCGUCAUGUGGCCUCUCAGCUCCCUGCGCAGAUACGGUCGAGACUCCACCUGGUUUACUUUUGAGUCCGGAAGGAUGUGUGACACAGGAGAGGGUUUGUUCACGUUCCAGACGCGGGAGGGGGAGAUGAUCUACCAGCGGGUCCACUCGGCCACGCUGGCCAUUGCCCAGCAGCAUGAGAGGAUGAUGGAGGAGAUGGAGAAGAGCUCCCAGAUCCACUCCAGAGAGACGCUAACCAAGUCCAUCUCCCUGCCACGCAGCGCCUACUGGCAGCACAUCACGCGUCAGAACAGCGUGGGAGAUCUCUACAGUUACCAAGGUACAGCUUUUUUUUUUUUUUCCACAGGAAGCGGCCUGACAAUGACUUUUAUCCCCCGAGCACAGACGUUUCCCAGCUUUCUGUCUGAUGAGCCAGAACAGGAGGAGAGCCAGCAACAGGAAGAGGCACCAUCGCCCUCUAGUGGCUGUGAAUCCAGUUGCAGCCUGAGACCCCUUCAAUGA